UUCUCACUGGGUGUGAUUUCCCGAGCGUCUCCUCUUCAGCCACUUCCGGGUCUUCCGUCGUUCCGGAAGCCCGCGAAUCCCGGAAGCGUGGUUAACCCAGAUUCGUUUUGGAAAAGCCCAGCUUUCCAGAGACAGUUUGAGGAAAGGUUCCGCGGCGCCUGGGCGUUCCGCAGACCCCGCAGCUUCCAGUAAGUAUGAGGCAAGGGUUUCUUGAAGCAAAUGUGCAGCAGAACUCUCCACCACCUUGUGGGUAAGCUGCUGAAUCCUGAAGGGGCCACAGGAACGGGAAAAGACAACAUCAGAGAAGACAUGGCUGGCAGAGAGAAGACAAAGAGUGCAAACAGAGUGCUGAGGAUAAGUCAGCUGGAUGCACUUGAACUGAACAAGGCUCUGGAGCAGCUUGUGUGGUCCCAGUUCACACAGUGCUUUCAUGGGUUCAAGCCAGGCCUGUUAGCUCGAUUUGAACCUGAAGUGAAAGCAUGUCUGUGGCUUUUCCUAUGGAGGUUCACCAUCUACUCCAAAAAUGCCACUGUGGGCCAGUCAGUCUUGAAUAUUCAGUACAAAAAUGAUUUCUCUUCCAACUCAAGAUACCAACCACCAAGUAAAAACCAGAAACUGUGGUAUGCUGUGUGCACCAUUGGGGGUAGAUGGUUAGAGGAACGAUGUUAUGAUUUGUUUCGAAACCGUCAUUUAGCAUCUUUCGGGAAAGUCAAACAGUGCAUGAAUGUUAUGGUUGGACUUUUAAAAUUAGGGGAAUUGAUAAACUUCUUAAUUUUCUUGCAGAAGGGAAAGUUUGCAACUUUGACAGAACGCCUCCUUGGCAUUCAUUCUGUAUUUUGCAAGCCCCAGAACAUUCGUGAAGUUGGCUUUGACUACAUGAAUAGGGAGCUUCUCUGGCAUGGCUUUGCUGAGUUUCUGAUUUUUCUCUUACCACUCAUCAAUAUCCAGAAAUUCAAAGCCAAAUUGUCUUCCUGGUGCAUACCCCUCACUGGUGCUGCUAGUAGUGACAGUGCCCUAGCCAGCAGUGGCAAAGAAUGUGCUCUCUGUGGAGAGUGGCCCACAAUGCCUCACACCAUUGGAUGUGAACACGUCUUCUGUUAUUACUGUGUUAAAAGUAGCUUCCUAUUUGACAUGUACUUUACCUGUCCUAAGUGUGGCAUAGAAGUGCACAGUGUGCAGCCACUGAAGUCAGGAAUUGAAAUGUCAGAAGUGAAUGCUCUUUAGACAGCACAUUGUUUCCUCUGAGGGAGGAUGUAUUGUGUCCCAGUCCUUGGUAUUAGUCAUCCUCAGUAUCAUGGGGAGGCAGCUGGGAAAAGCCAUGUGUGGCUCAGCCGCUGUCCUCUUCUUUUCCAAGCACAACUAAAUUCUAAUCACUGGAAACUAAAUGAUACGAGAGACUCUUACAAAUGUUCACGGUACUCUUUAAAAUCAUCUAUUACAUCUUUUAAUGUCAAGAAUAAUGGAAAAUUUUUGUCAGAUGAAUACUGAGAAUGACUAAGAAUCCUUUAUAGAAAAGGUCAAGCUCUAAAAAUAAAAGAUUUUUGAGACGCUGG
Messenger RNA from Cricetulus griseus (Chinese hamster), 1553 nucleotides. The record is from RefSeq and is a predicted model, not a curated record. NCBI's taxonomy places the organism in Eukaryota, Metazoa, Chordata, Mammalia, Rodentia, Cricetidae.